Molecule: messenger RNA, 1452 nt
Organism: Lolium rigidum
Lineage: Eukaryota; Viridiplantae; Streptophyta; Magnoliopsida; Poales; Poaceae
Exons: 3
Coding region: 139-1188 (349 amino acids)
Biological process (GO): protein ubiquitination
Cellular component (GO): CCR4-NOT complex
Molecular function (GO): ubiquitin-protein transferase activity
Source: RefSeq, a predicted model, not a curated record
AUCAAUAUUAUCCUCACCCGUUUCCGCUCCGUCGCCUCCGUCGCCUCAUCUAGGGUUUACUUUUCGUCGUCAGCGCCAAGGUUGUUGCGGUCUCCGGCGAGCGAGUGGCGUGCUACACCGGCGAAUCGGCUAUCACAGAUGGGAUACGACGCCAUGGCCAACGACGCGUCUUCCCCGGCGGUAGCCCGCGAAGCCAAGAAGAAGCGGGGGAACCGGUCGGCGAAGCUGAAGCAGAGUAAGCUCGACGUGCGCCGGGAGCAGUGGCUGUCGCAAGUGAAGGAUGUGAAGGAGGUCAAGGCAGUGGCUUCCCCAGCAGCAGCAGCAGCAGGGGCUAGCUCUGGGUCGCCGAUCCUUGCUUCUCCGCACCCUCCCCUCCCUCGCCGGCGUGUCGAGACACCUACCAGGGCAGAGGAGCCAGAAGAGAACAAGGAUGAGCAUGAUGUGGUUAACCAGGAGGCAGGCAGCAGCGAUGUCGACUCUCCGGUGCACAGUCAUGUUUCAUACAAUUCCCCUGGUUGUUCUUCUCAGCGGAAGCAUUCUCGCAUCUAUAGCCCGAGCAGUGGCAGCAGUGCAUGGUCCAGCUCCCGGAGUGUGAGUGAUGCUGAAGACGAAGGAACUGGUGGUGGUGACAAGGAUGAUGAUGAUGAUGUUUUAGAUGAUUGGGAGGCGGUUGCGGAUGCAUUAGUUGAUGACAACUAUAACCACCAGAAUUUAGGUCUAGAGAAACCACCGGUUGCACCCGUGGCUUCUGUAGAGCCUGCUCAUGCAGCAACGAGGCCAGAGCCAAUCAAGACCCAGAGAAGAGCUUGGAGCCCAGAUGAUGAUACCCGUCCACACACUCUGCCCAGUCUCUCCAAGCAGGCAAGCUUCCCAACUAGCAUGGGGAACUGCUGGGUAGGAAUGGGAAUAGGUGCUGCACAAAAGGGUAUCCUCUCAUUCCAGAUGUCCUGCCCUAUAUGCUAUGAGGAUCUUGAUCCAACAGACUCUAGAUUCCUCCCAUGUCCGUGUGGAUUUCAUCUCUGCCUAUUUUGUCACAAGAGGAUUCUCGAGGCGGAUGCACGUUGCCCUGGUUGCAGGAAGCUGUACAAGUCUGCGCCUUUAGACGGAGAAGUUGGAUAUGGACAGGAGACAGAGAAGUUAGCGCAGCUGCGCCUGUCCCGUUCUUGUAGUAUGGGUCCGCGAUACUAGAUUUGCAGAGUUAUUACAUAGUUAAAUGUCAAAAGUUCCUUCUCUUUGCAUGGUACUGUUGUGUAUGCUACUUAUGUUGUUUGUCUUCCCAUAUAAAGAAAUGUGAAUACCGGCAUAGGUGUUGAAUCUCAUUAGUGUUUUCUAGAUUUUUUAAGUCCUGUGCCUGUUUGUUUGUACGUGAUGCAUAUGUUACUGAGAGAACACUUUGUUACUUCUGGCUUGAGAGUUCAUAAGAUCUAUAUAAGGUGUUUGCUAUUUUACUCA